Molecule: messenger RNA, 558 nt
Organism: Alternaria ventricosa
Lineage: Eukaryota; Fungi; Ascomycota; Dothideomycetes; Pleosporales; Pleosporaceae
Exons: 2
Coding region: 1-558 (185 amino acids)
Molecular function (GO): metalloendopeptidase activity
Source: RefSeq, a predicted model, not a curated record
AUGGGAAUGAUGCACGAGCAACAACGCUCAGACCGUGAUAGAUACAUCCAUUACGACUGCACAAAGCUCACCGACUACCGCACCGCUCUCGCACGCGCGCGUGAAUCUGACCCCAGCACAACGACCGACGAGCUGUGCAACGACGUCACAAUCGCUGAUCGAUACAACUUCAGCGGCCGCUCCUACACUGACACUGUUCUGUACGGGAAAUCCGAGGAUGGCUGGACACUGAACCACGGUUCACCGUACGAUGCGGAUAGUAUCAUGCAUUACCACAGCUACAUCAUGGGUAAUGAGAAUUGUCUAAAUGGCAACCAGGCGGAGUGCCCAGUAGCACGUUACAGGGACAGUACGAAUCAUGAUCUCGGAUAUGAGAUGAUUCCUAUGUGGUCUAGGCCGAGUUCGUGGGAUGUGGCGUGGGUCAAGACGCAGUAUGGGUGGAGGUACAGUGGCGCUGAAGAAGGUGCGCAGGAUAGCGGAGGGUUUAGUGAGGGUCGUUUGGAAGAGCUCAUCGAGCAGGGGCGGGAACAAUAUGUUCAGAGCCAGAGCAAGGCAUAG